Messenger RNA from Thlaspi arvense, 7099 nucleotides. The record is from the annotation of a GenBank genome assembly. NCBI's taxonomy places the organism in Eukaryota, Viridiplantae, Streptophyta, Magnoliopsida, Brassicales, Brassicaceae.
AUGAAACUUGUCUUCACAUUUCAGAUGAGCUACCGGAGGUUGGUCAAGAGAGCAUUGAUUAUGGACGAUGAUGAAGACGAGGAUACCGUUUACAGCUUCAAGGUUCUUUUGCCUAACAGCACUAGUGUGCCACUCAAAGUUACUAACCCAGACCAGGAGAUGCCAAUGGAGAAGUUUGUCAACCUGGUGAAGGAGGAGUACGAUAAAGCACGGAAAGAUUGUGUGUUGAUGUCUAAGAGGACAAAGGUUGACUGGAACUUGGGCCGAAAGUUCCAUCUUGAGUCAAAUGGUGGAAAAAUGAAGGGGAUGGUUCGCUUUGCUGCCUUUGAGCCCAACGUGUGCCAUAUAAUACGUCUUGAUGACGGUUCUGGUAAAACAUCCACAAUGUACGAGAACUUGUGGGAUUUGACUCCUGACACUGAUCUUCUAAAAGAACUUCCUGAAAACUAUAGCCUUGAGACAGCUCUUGCGGAUCUAAUAGACAAUUCCUUGCAAGCUGUGUGGCCUUGUUCUGGAGAAGAUGGAAAUGGAGAUCGAAGACUGAUUAGUGUGGAGGUUUCUGGUGAUCGAAUUUCUGUCUUUGAUACUGGGAGAGGAAUGGACAGUAGUGACGAAAAUGCUAUUGAUAAAUGGGGAAAAAUAGGGGGAUCGUUACAUAGAUCUCAAAAAACCUUUGCUAUUGGAGGAAAGCCACCAUACCUUAAGCCAUAUUUUGGAAUGUUUGGAUAUGGAGGUCCUUAUGCUUGUAUGUUCUUGGGAAGGCAUACUUUGGUGUCUUCUAAGACGAAAGAGUCCAAGAAAGUAUUCACUUUGGAAUACAAGAAGGAAGCCUUGAUUGACAACCGGUCAAUCUCUGGAAAACACUGGAAGACUGGUGGUGGCAUGAGGGACCCGUCGGAGGAGGAAAUUAAGUUAUCGCCUCAUGGAAGUUUCACAAAGGUUGAGAUAUUUGAUACAGAAUUUGACGUCUCAAAAAUAUAUCAACUCCAGUGCAGGCUUAAGGAUAUUUACUUUCCUUACAUUCAGUGUGAUGAACUCUCCAACACUAGGAGGACUGAAAGGCCUGUCGAGUUUCAGGUCAAUGGAGAAGAUUUGGCUGGGAUAAUAGGUGGAGAAGUUGCCAUUACCAACCUUAAUUCCAGGGGUCAAGAAUUUUCGUUUCAGAUUCGAUUCACUCUUAGCAGUGAAAAAACUGAAAAACGAAAAGGGACACCUCAAGAGGCAAAUGCUCGCCUCAAAUUUGUUUAUUUUCCAAUCAUCCGGGGAAAAGAAAGCAUUGAGAAAAUUUUGGAGGGAUUAGAAGAGGAAGGAUGCAAAGUUUCGGAAAGCUUCCAGACUUUUGGCCGUGUUUCAAUAAGAAGGCUUGGUCGUCUACUUCCAGAAGUCCGUUGGGAUUCAAUACCGUUUAUGCAAAGAGGAGCCAUAGCGUCUACUUUGCAGAAAUGUUGCCAAAGAGUUAAAUGCUUUGUCGAUUUGGAUGCUGGAUUUAGCCCAACACCUUCCAAAACCGACCUAGCAAGCCAAAAUCCUUUUUCAGUGGCUCUAAAAAAAUUUGGGAGUAAAUUUACGGAGAAGGAUACUACUGAUGUCAAAACUGUGAUUCACCGAGAAGGAAAACCACUAAGCAUCGCACAUCUGGAGCAGACUUAUCAGGAUUGGGUCAUGAAGAUGCAUGAUACCCAUGAUGAAGAAGCUACAUCGGGUGAAGAUGAAGCUACUCUCAUUGUUGAAUCCUUGGAUAAAAAGGCUCUUGGCAUUUUGCGUGAUGCUGUGAGGGUGCACAAGGAAGUUGCGAGAAAAGGAAUGUCUUGGAAACGUGGUCAGAAGAUAAAGAUUCUGAGAGGAGCUUAUGCUGGUGUUCACAGUCAUAAUGUCUAUGCUACCAUUGACUAUUUCCUAAUAGAAGGGUUCGAGGACGAAGUAGGCGGUGAUACUCGGAUUCUAUGCAGGCCUAUCAAUAUCCCCGAGAACGAGGGAUGCACACUUUCAAUCAUUGAUGGAAUUUCGAGACUGGAACUUAAGAGGUCUUUGUCUUUACCAAUCACUAUAAUCGACUCUGAAAAGUGCUUACCUGCAGACGCGGACGAAUGGAAUAGACAACUUGAGAAGCAGCAGGAAAAAGCACCAUCAAAAAUUGAUUUGCUGGAGGAGAGGGAGUGCAGAGAACUGAACAUUGAUGGGGAAUUACCAGUUGGUGAAUCUGUGCGUGUUGGGAGGGCUCCCCCGCAACAGAUUGUUGCAGUUGUUCGGCCUGCAUGCUUCAGAUCUCUAACACCGUCGAAGAAGUUGGACCAGAAACAUAUUGUUAAGAUGGAAGAGAAAGAAAUGGUCAUGGUAGUAAAAUUGCAAGACUCAAAUAUGAAAUCAAGUGAUAAGAGUGCCAAACCCGUGUGUUCGCAGCGCGUGUUUCCUACAUCCUGUAAAGGGAUUAGUGGUCUUUACAUCUUUGCACUUGGGUCAAGGUGUCCGGACCUUUUCAAGAAAGCUGGCACUUACGAAUUUUCUUUCUCUAUCGGCGACUCGUUGAGGUGCAAAGAAACGGUUGUUGUUAGACCUUCUUCAGUGGCAGCAAAGUGGAAACUUGAGGAUAAUCUGGAGUCCCUGCUGUGCAAUGUUCGGGUUGGUUCUUCUCUUCCACCUUUCCGUAUUGCGUGCUUUGAUGAGUAUGAGAAUCAGAUACUGUUCACUUCUAUUCCAAGCCUGGAAGUUGAACUGAAAGCUAACCCUGGAUUCGAACUCAAGAUUGAUAACAUUGAGGCCAACCUGAUAAAAAAAAGUUCAAUUCUUAUCAUCGAGAAUAUUCUCGUUGAGACUGAUGAGUUAGACCAGAUCAGGCCAAAUUAUGACGCAACCUUGGAGAUACGCGCAAUAGACAAACCUUUUUCUGUCUUGGUUGCUUGUAAAGUGAAUCCCGGACCUCUGAAACGUGUUGAAGUGAAUAAUCCUCAGGCGUUGGAAAAUUUGCUCCCAGGCUCUACUGUUGAAGAUUUUAUCCUGGAGUUGUUCGAUGGCUACAAUAACCAUGUUGCAGAAGGGACCGAUGUUCUGUUACAUAUCGAUGGCUAUUGUAUCGCAGACUGGAUGGACGUCAACCGUAAGGUUAAUGAUCGUGGCUGCACUGAUCUCUCUGGCAUUCUCAAAGUCACAAAAAGCUAUGGGAAAUCUGUCUCAUUCUCUGUUAUGUCUGGUAAUGAAGAAAUCUUUAGGAAAGAGUCUCAGAUCGAGGAACGAGAGCUAAGGCUUGUAACAGAGCUCCCCGAGUCCUGUAUUGCUGGCUCAAACCUUACAAACCUUAUUUUCCAAGUCACGGAUUCAGAUGGUACUACGGAUGAUAGUAUUCAUGAUGACGAAAAAUCUGGGUGUAGUCAUACCAUGAGCAUUGAAUCCGACUCAAGAAACAUUCAGAGGGGAAUCAGAUAUGCCUUUGAACGAGGGUCUUGUAAAGUUCCUUCUCUUUCCCUCCCUGAGAACGAGGUUGUCUUUUCUUUCAGGGUGUUCCAUUCUCGAUAUCCUGAGCUUCAUGUGAAUUUAGAGAUUCCGCUAACGCCUGCUCCAACAUUUGAAAGAGAUGAUAUUGGGUGUUCAACGCCUUAUUCAAGGACGACUACAACACCUCAAUCAGGGAUGGCUUCAACCACAAGUCUAGGGGAGACUCCAACUCCCAAUAUAGGGGUGGAACAAACUCCAUGUUCACAGUUUGGAGUUUUGGCCAUUAGGACAUCUUCAAUGGAUCGCAGUAGCCAAAAUGAACUGAUUGAUGUUGUGCAGUACACUCAGAGUUUAAAACAUAAACUCGAUGUAUACGAAACACAACAAGUGGAAAUUGAUGAGCGCCUAAAUUGGUUGGAGGCUGAACAAGAACAGGCUGAGCAAGAGUUGAUUACUUUGGAAGCCUCUCUGGAACCUAUCAGUGCGGCGUUGCCAGAAUGCUUAUCCACGAGAGAGUCGAUGAUGAAACAAAUCGAAGUGAAGCAUCAUGACACGUUAGCAUCGGUUUUCUGUUCUUUGUACAGAGAGGUUCCGACUCCGCAGUCUCUGCUUCUGUCAAAUAAAGGAGUGUUUGGCAUAGUAGCACUUCUCGGUUCAGUUGCGUCCACCUCACUAAGCAGGGCAUUAUCUGUAUAUCUGGGGAAAGACACAAUGCUUGCGUUAGUAUGCAAGUCAUCACAAUUUGGACCCAGGAGUGCUGAGUAUCUGAGACUUGAGUCUGAAGCAGCUAGGCUCGGGCGAUCUAUAACUAACCCUUUGCUAAUUCUUUGUCUUGAUGACACCAGUCCUUGGAACGGUGGACUUGUGAGAAAUGAUCCUCAGAGGAAAUUAGCCAUGGUCGACCCUGAACUACCCAGUGGAGAUCCUAUACCGGGUUUCAAAGGCUACGCUGUGAACAUGAUCGAGUUGGCUUUAGAGGAUCUGGAGAUACAAACAAAAUGGGAUCACGGGAUUCGAGAGACCCUUUUCUAUGGACUUUUUGGAGAUUUGCAAGUAUACGAGACCGGAAAGGAUCUUGAGGCAGCCCUUCCUUACAUCAAUGGUGCAGAUGCUGUGUCCCUAGAUGGUUGGAUCUCCAAAAAAAACGGGUUUAUAUACUCCGGAUACUGCAAACCGGAGAUUCAUUUUCCGAUAACAGUGACAGAGAAGGAAGAAAAAGCUUUGAUAAAAUUGGAAAUAACAAGAGACAGAAAGAGAAAAGCAGAGGAGAUGAUAGUUGAAAAGAAUGUUAAGAGCAGUUCCGUUGUGAAUAUCAUCAUCUGCAUGACUGCAUGCAUUAUUCGUGUCUUUGCAUUUCAGAUGAGUAACCAGAGAAAUGUUUCAAAGGUGGGAUGUUGGAAUCUUGGCGAAAUGUUUUUGAACUCCACUACUGUUCGGGUGGGAUCUUUUCUUCCGCCUUGCUGUGUCGCUUGCUUUGAUGAGUAUGGGAAUCAGAUACCAUUCACAUCUGUUCCAAGCCUGGAGGUUAAACUGAAAACCAGCCCUGGAUUCGAACUCCGGAUUGAUGAGAUUGAGGCCAACCUGAUAGGUCCUGGAAUUCUCCAAGUCGAGAAUCUUCUCGUCGAGGCUGGUUGGUUAGAUCACAUCAGACCAGAUUACAACGCAACCUUGGAGAUAUGCUCAAAUGACGGACCGUUUACCGUCUCAGUUGCUUGUAAUGUUAAACCUGGCCCUAUUAAGCGUGUUGUCGAGAAGAACCCACGGGCAAUGAGAAAUUUGCUGCCAGAUUCUACUAUUGAAAACUACAUAUUGGAGGUGUACGAUGGAUAUAAUAACCAUGCUGCAGAAGGCACCGAUGCUCUGAUAUAUAUUGAUGGCUGUUGUAUCCAAGACUCGGUGGGCUCUCUUCGAAAGGUUGAUGGUAAUGGCUGCAUUGAUCUGUCUGGAAUAUUCAAAGUCACUGCAGGCUACGGGAAACCUGUAUCACUUACUGUGAUGCAUGCUAAUGAAGAGAUCUUCACGAAAGUGUCUCUCGUUGAGAAACGAGACCUCGUGCUCUCAACAGAGCCCGAGUACUGUGGGGAGUGUUUAACUCUUACAGAACUCAUAUUCAAAGUGACGGAACCAGAUGGUUCAGUGGAUACAACCAUCCAUCAUGAUGAAAAUUCCGGGAGCUUCCACACCAUGCGCCUUGAGUCCAGUUCAAGCACCUUCGAGAGUGGAGUUACAUACGCCUUUGUCCAUGGUUCCUGCAAAGUGCCUUCACUUUCCCUACCUGAGACCGAUGGUGUCUCCUCCUUCAGGGCUUUCCAUUCUCAGCAUCCCGAGAUUUACGUGAGCUUUAAGAUUCUGGUUACUCCUGAUGAAACCCUUGAAAGCGAUGAGAUUGGGUCUUCUGAACCUCAAUCAAAGAUUGAUUCAACUACAAAUCAACGGCUGACUCCAACUCAACAGACUCUCAGUACCCAAACUGUCUCACUGGAUAUGGCACAGUACACUGAGAUUCUUAAAGGAAAGCUCAAUAGUUACAAAGAACGCGCAGAGGAAGUAGUUGAGCGUCUAAAAUGUUUGGAAGCUGAACAACAACUGGCUCAGAAAGAGUUGAGUAUCUUGCAAGCUUCUCUGGGACCUCUCGGUACGGUUUUUCCGGAAUGCCUAUCCACCAAAGAGGCAAUGAUGAAACACAUCGAAGAGAAGCAUAAUCAAACUGCAGCAUCGGUUUUCUGCUCAAUAUACAGAAAUGCUCCUCCUCCGCAAUCUUUUUUUAUGGCAAAGAAAGGAGUUUUUGGACUCGUAGCGCUUUUAGCUUCAGUACCCUCCACCUCCCUUAGCAGGGUAUUGUCUGAGUAUUUGGGAGAAGACACAAUGCUAGCUUUAGUGCGCAAAUCGUCACUCCCUAUACCGAAUAGUUCUGAGUAUCUCAGGCUUCGAUCCGAAGCAGCUAAGCUCGGAAGAACAAUUACCAAACGGUUUCAGGUUUUAUGUCUUGAUGAAAUGAGACCUUGGAUGGAUGGAGUUUUGGUGAACGAUACUCAGAGGAAAUUAGCCAUGGAGGAUCCGAAGCUGCCCGGUGGAGAUCCCAUACCGGGUUUCAAAGGCUAUGCGGUGAAUAUGAUUGAAUUGGCACCUGAUGUGCUCAAACCGGAGAUUCAUUUCCCGAUAACGGUAAGGGAAAAUGAAGAAUGGAAGCUGAGAGAAUGGGAAGCAGCAAGAGAGAAAGUGAGAAUGGUGGAGAAGAAGAUAGCGGAGGAGAGGUGUUUGCUGCGUAAGUUGGAGGAAAAGAUGAACAAGAAUAAGGAAAGAUUUGACGAUGCAGAAGAUCGUGUGAGAAGAGUGGAUAAUCCAUUUGCUAGUGUGGAUCAAACUCGAAUUGACCUGAUGCCUGAAGGUUCAUCAUCACAAAGGAGCCGAGGUGGGAGAACUAUUAAACCAACUCUGAAAGUUCGAGAAAUGCUCAUGGCUGAAGGCCAAGGACGAGAGAAACGAGGCCGUGGUGCUGGUCGUGGCUGAUCGUCUUUUUUUUUAUGAAUGUUUGGUUUUUUUCGUCUUUGCUUUUACUCAUCUUUAGCUUUAAAGUUUAAACAUCUUUUCUUGCCUUACUCUCUAAACUAUAUGGGUCAAACCUUGGAACAUUUUCUAGCAUUUAAAUUUAAUACCAUUUACCCUUUAA